AUGGCUGAAUCUGACGAGACCCAGAAUAAUGAUACCCAAUUGGUAGCGGUUCCUACAGAAGACAUGGCUAUACGAGCUGUGAACAAGAGAUAUGAAGGGCUAAGCACGAUUCGAGCGAAGGCCACUAAAGGGAAAGGAGCUUGGUACUGGGCACAUCUGGAGCCUAUUCUAGUUCGAAACCCGGACACAAAUGAUCCGAAAGCUGUUAAGCUUAGGUGCAACCUUUGUGAAGCUGUUUUCUCCGCUUCAAACCCAUCACGAACUGCUUCUGAGCAUCUCAAGAGAGGAACCUGCCCCAAUUUUAACUCUCUGUUGAAACAUUCAUCACCUUCGUCUUCCUUGCCGCCAUUGUCUUCACCUUCUUCUCACAGUAAUCGGAAGCGGCUCGGUUCUAUAAACGAGGGUUUGAAUAGUUACCAUCAACAUCAGUUUCAUCAUCAUCAACAACAGCAGCAUUUGUUGUUAUCUGGUGGGAAAGAGGAUCUGGGACCAUUGGCAAUGCUGGAAGAUAGUGUGAAAAAGAUUAAAAGUUCAAAACCUUUACCACCUGGUCCCAUUUUAAGUAAAACCCAAAUCGAUUCGGCUCUUGGAUUAUUAACUGAUUGGUUUUACGAGUCUUACGGGUCAGUCUCUUAUUCAAGCUUGGAUCAUCCAAAGUUUAAAGCUUUCAUGAAUCAAGUCGGGCUUCCUGAGAUUUCAAGACAAGACAAUUUUAUGUCGUCAAGGCUUGAUUCAAAAUACGAAGAAGCAAAGUUAGAAUCAGAAACCAAGAUCAACGAUGCUGAGUUUUUUCAACUUUCAUCCAACGGGUGGAAAAGCGAAGAAAUCGAAGGUAUGAAUAUGAUCAAAUUCAUGGUUAAUCUUCCGAAUGGAACCACAUUAUUUCGAGAAACGUUUUUUCCUAGUGGCGCGAUUCCUGCCACGUAUGCAGAAGAGAUCAUGUGGGAAACCAUCACAGGUACGUGUAAUAUCGUUCAAAAAUGUGUCGGAAUUGUCGCAGAUAAGUAUAAAACAAAAGCCUUGAGAAAUUUAGAGCUUCAAAAUCAAUGGAUGGUUAAUUUAUCAUGUCAGCUUCAAGGAGUCGGUAAUCUAAUCAAGGAUUUUAGCAAAGAGCUUCCUCUUUUCAAGAACGUAAUUUCUAAUUGCUUGAAGAUUACCAAUCUUUUCAACAACAAUUCUCACGCUAGAAGCAUUCUCAACAAGUUUCUAUCACACGACUCCAGAUUCUCUGUUUCUUUUGGGAUUCCCCCCCUUUUGUAUUGUGAAAACUUACAAAACUUUUCGUCUGUUUCUGCAAUGUUGGACAAUAUCAUUAGCUGUUCUCGCGUCUUGCAAUUAGUUGUAAUGGAGGAUUUGUAUAAAGUUUUGGUUAUGGAAGAUUCUCUGGCUACAGAAGUUGGCGACAUGAUCCAAAACAUGGGGUUUUGGAAUGACGUGGAAGCUAUCAACACUUUAAUCAAAGUGGUGAAAGAUAUGGUUGAAGAGAUUGAGGUUGAAAGGCCAUUAGUAGGUCAAUGUCUUCCUCUUUGGGAGGAUUUAAAAUCCAAAAUCAAAGAUUGGUGUGUGAAAUUCAGUGUUCUUCAUGUUGGUGUUGUUGACAGAAUUGUUGAAAAAAGAUUCAAGAAAAACUACCACCCUGCAUGGUCAACCGCUUUCAUACUUGAUCCAGUUUAUUUACUGAGGGACGAAAACGGAAAAUACCUUCCACCUUUUAAAUGCUUAACUUGUGAACAAGAGAAAGAUGUUGAUAAACUGAUAACACGAUUAGUUUCAAGAGAAGAAGCUCGUAAAGCAUUAAUGGAGCUUAUGAAAUGGAGGUCAGAAGGACUUGACCCGUUAUACGCAAAAGCGGUUCAAGUCAAACAACUUGACCCGUUGACCGGAAAGAUGAAAAUAGCAAACCCUCAAAGUAGUAGACUUGUUUGGGAAACUAUCUUGAAAGACUUCACAAUUCUUGGAAAGAUUGCAGUUAGGCUUUUGUUUCUUCAUGCAACAACUUCUUGUGGAUUCAAAUGUAGUUACUUGUCUUUAUUGGGUCAAGGACAAAUUCAAUCAAGAAUUGGACUUGAAAGGAUUCAAAAAAUGAUAUUUGUUGCAACUCAUUCCAAGCUCAAAAGGCGUGAAUUUGGUAGUGAAGAGGAGAAAGAAGCCAUAACAAAUGGGGAAGAUGAUGAUCAUGACAUGCUUAAUGAGGUCUUUGUGGAUGCAAAUAUGUAA
Messenger RNA from Lactuca virosa, 2217 nucleotides. NCBI's taxonomy places the organism in Eukaryota, Viridiplantae, Streptophyta, Magnoliopsida, Asterales, Asteraceae. The record is from the annotation of a GenBank genome assembly.